Molecule: messenger RNA, 3695 nt
Organism: Melanaphis sacchari
Lineage: Eukaryota; Metazoa; Arthropoda; Insecta; Hemiptera; Aphididae
Product: serine/threonine-protein kinase MARK2-like
Exons: 18
Coding region: 46-3105 (1019 amino acids)
Biological process (GO): microtubule cytoskeleton organization; protein phosphorylation; intracellular signal transduction
Cellular component (GO): cytoplasm
Molecular function (GO): tau-protein kinase activity; protein serine/threonine kinase activity; ATP binding
Source: RefSeq, a predicted model, not a curated record
GCCGGCGACUCGGCGUCCAAGUUGCAGACGGCCACCGCGGCGGCGAUGGCCGCGGCCGGUACUACCGCGACCGCGGUGCCGGUCAAGAAGAGCCGGUUCAGGGUGCAGCACGUGCAGAUCGACGACCAGCCGUCCGUGAUUGGUGGCGCGGCGUCGGCCAAGCGGUCGCCGAAACCGCCGCUGUCGUCGUCCAGCGGCAGCAGCGACACGGACAGCGAUCGGCUGCCGGCCGGUCUGCCGAUGAUCGAGAGCAACCUCAACGAGCUGACGAUGGUCGAGUCGCAGCUGAAGAAGCUGGAGCGUGAGCACGAGGCCAAGCACCAGCUGCUGACGCCCAAGAACGACGGCGCGGCCGAAAAGUCGUCGUCGACCGCCGACGACGGUGGCCACAAGCAGCCACACCAGCAGCAGCGGACCGUCGGCAGCGGCGGCGGUGGCGACGGUAAGAAAGACAAGUCGGCCGCCACCAAGGUGGGUUCCAGGGCCGCGGAAACGCAUUCCAAGCGGUUGGGCUGGCUGAAGGCGUUCCGACGCAAGUCGUCGGCCGACACGAGUUCGGACGCGACAGCCGCGGCCGCCGCCACUACCAGCGCGCCGGCGGCCAAGACCGCGAAAAACAAGCAGCAGGCGGCCGCGACCAAAUCGUCUGCCGCCGGUAGACAGUCUUCGUCGCCCAGGCAACAGCAGAAACAACGCGCCUCGUCGACAGCCGGCGCCGCCAGGCCGAGACAGCAGCAACAACAACAGCAACAACGAACGACACCGGGCAGUGAUGCGGCCACAAAUAGCAGUUCUACGGGAGGAGGAGGAGUUGGAGGUGGUGGUGGAGGCAGUGGUGCCUCCACUGUGACAAGUACACGCGGAUCGUCUCGCAGCCGUUCGUCUGAAGAGCCGCACAUUGGCAAGUACAAAUUGCUCAAAACCAUCGGCAAAGGCAAUUUUGCCAAAGUCAAACUAGCCAAACAUGUACCUACCGGGAAAGAGGUCGCGAUUAAAAUCAUUGAUAAAACUCAAUUAUUACCCGGAAGUUUACAAAAACUUUUUAGAGAAGUUAGAAUUAUGAAAAUGUUGGACCAUCCGAAUAUAGUUAAAUUAUUACAAGUUAUAGAAACUGAAAAAACAUUAUAUUUAGUUAUGGAAUACGCUAGUGGAGGUGAAGUAUUUGACUAUUUGGUAUUACAUGGGCGCAUGAGAGAAAAAGAAGCAAGAGCCAAAUUUAGACAAAUUGUUUCAGCAGUCCAAUACUGCCAUCAAAAAAGAAUCAUACACAGAGAUUUAAAGGCUGAAAACUUAUUACUGGAUAGUGAAAUGAACAUAAAAAUAGCAGAUUUUGGAUUUAGUAACGAGUUUACACCUGGUGGUAAACUUUAUACGUUUUGUGGUAGUCCUCCAUAUGCCGCACCUGAACUAUUCCAAGGAAAGCGUUAUGAUGGACCAGAAGUUGACGUUUGGUCAUUAGGAGUUAUUCUAUAUACUUUGGUUAGCGGUUCUCUGCCUUUUGAUGGUUCUACUCUAAGAGAGCUAAGGGAAAGAGUAUUGCGUGGCAAAUAUAGAAUACCAUUUUACAUGUCAACAGAUUGUGAAAAUUUAUUGAAAAAAUUCCUUGUUUUAAAUCCUCUUAAAAGAGCAUCAUUAGAGGUAAUUAUGAAAGAUAAAUGGAUGAACUUGGGUUGCGAAGAUGAUGAACUAAAACCUUAUGUAGAACCAGAACCAGAUUUCAAAGAACCGAAACGAAUAGUCUGUCGAGUUACAGAAACAUUAGUUGGAAUGGGUUAUAGUCGUGCAGAAAUAGAAGAGAGUUUAUCUCAAGCUAAAUAUGAUGACAUAUUUGCUACUUAUCUUUUACUAGGAAGAAAAUCUAAUGAUCCUGAAAGUGAUGGUUCUCGAUCUGGUAGUUCAUUAUCUUUAAGAGGAAUUACUGGACCAAAUCCUGGUGUAAAUAACGCCAACAAUGUAGCAGCCGUGAACAAUACUAAUCAAUCACCAUCACAUCGAGGUGUACAUAGGUCAAUAUCUGCUACCAAUUCCAAACCUAGUAGAAGGGCUUCAUCUGGUGGUGAGACUUCUGCUUUGACCACAAAUCAUCCAAAUUCUAGCAAUGUUCCUGCUACCAAUAAUACGUCAAACAAUCAACAAACAACCCAUAAUUCUACAAAUAAAACAAGUACCACCAAUUCAACCAAUCACAACCACAAUGUGGCCAUUCCAAGUACUAAUUUCAAGCGUCAAAAUACUAUUGACGCUGCUAGCAUCAAAGAAAAUACAGCUCGAUUAAAUUCUAGACCUGAAAAUAUGAUAGGACCCAAACAACGGUCAAUGGCUCCAGGAGGGUCAGUGGGUAGAAGGAGUACAAUCAGUUAUGACGCUAAAGCAGCAGUAUCAACUCCUCCCGUAAUGGAUCCAGCAAGUGCGUUGGCUGUACCUAAUUCUGGUUCUGGAUGUGGAGAUACACGAUCCAAAGGUCACGUCAAAUCUGCCUCUGUGUCUAGUGCCACAGAACACGCCACAGAACCUCCUGCCCACCCGAGGGGUGUUACUGUAUCACCUGCGUCACCAGCAGUCAAUAGCCGACAGCCAUUCCCGAGGAAUGUGCCUAGUCGUCAGACCUUCCAUUCAGGUCAAAACAGACAUAGAGGUUAUACUGGCGUUGGACCUACUAACAACACUGGAAGUCCACAUGAUCCAUCUGUGCAAAGGCCAUCAUUCUUUUCAAAAAUAUCAUCCAAGUUUGUUAAACGGCCAAUGGAUCAAAAUCUGCCCAAAAAUAAUAUUGUUAGUAAUACAGUGAAUGACGAUCAAAUGAAACCCAGAUCGUUGAGAUUUACAUGGAGUAUGAAAACGACGUCUACAAGAGAUCCAAACGAGAUUAUGGCUGAAAUAAGAGAGGUGCUGGACGCCAACAAUUGCGAUUACGAGCAGCGCGAGCGCUUCCUGUUGCUGUGCGUUCACGGCGACCCGAACACCGACUCGCUGGUCCAGUGGGAGAUCGAGGUGUGCAAGCUGCCAAGGCUAUCGCUGAACGGCGUCCGGUUUAAACGCAUUUCGGGCACGUCCAUCGGGUUCAAGAACAUUGCGUCAAAAAUAGCCAACGAUCUAAAGCUCUGACUACACACCGAAAACCUGCCGUCCGUCGACGAAUAGGUUUUUUGGUUUCUCCGUACGAAAAAAAAUUAAUUAUUACACACAUCCACACAUCGACCCGCAACACCCGCGCAUGCGUGCGCACAGGCACACGCGGACCGGACGAGAACGAGAGCAGUGCCGCGUACACCAUCGAAUAACGAUAAUAACAAUGAUAUGAUUUUGUAUUAUUACUACUAUUAGUUUUAUUAUUAUUAUUAUUAUUAUUAUUAUUAUGCCUCAAAUAUUUUAUAAUACAUUAUUAUAAUAUUUUUGUUUACAACCGACAACGAACGCGCGUCGACUGCUACGACCAGCCAUGACCCGGUAUAGUCGCAUCAUACAAAUACGUACACAUUAAUAUACUCACCAAUCUCUAUUCCCUUAUAAAUAUUUAAAAAGCAAAACCUUUUUCAAAUAUUUUCAGACAAAACGGCGGUUGAAUGUCUCUCGCUCACCGCCAACCGUUGUUCGAGACAGACACAGCGUGUGUGUUCCGGUAAAUCGAUUUUAUAAUAAAAAAAAAAAAAAAAAAAUGUUUUUUCAAUGAUUUUGUUUUCGUUAUAUGAUUUUUA